Molecule: messenger RNA, 3724 nt
Organism: Neolamprologus brichardi
Lineage: Eukaryota; Metazoa; Chordata; Actinopteri; Cichliformes; Cichlidae
Source: RefSeq, a predicted model, not a curated record
GUCAACAUGUGUCCAGGUUGGAGUCCAAUACAGGUGGACCUUUUAAUUUAAAAUAGUUACUGGAUCUGUUCUUGGGGAACAUGAGAACAUUUUUAUUAAAGAUUCUGAGGUCCUUCUGUUAGCGCAGCAGUCUUGGAGGAUUUAAAAAGUCUCUGGCCAACACUGAAGACACAAUAUGAUCCUCAUUUUUGAUGGAAAACGACAUUUUAUUUUUCACUUGUCUCUUGGCCUGUUGAGUUUCCUGCAGUUUACAGAAUGUGAGAAUAUUAGGCUGGUCGGACCUUCGCAUUGCUCUGGUAGAGUGGAGGUCUUCCACAAAGGCAGUUGGGGAACUGUCUGUCACGAUCAGUGGAGCAUUGCUAACGCUGAGGUGGUGUGUCGAGAGUUAAGCUGCGGGACAGCUAUCGAGGCUAAAAAAGACGCCUUCUUUGGACAGGGAAAGGAUGAGAUCUGGUUGGAUGACGUACAGUGUACUGGGCAUGAGUCUUCCAUCCUUCAGUGUCAGCACAAACCGUUUGGGGUAAAUAACUGUGGCCACAAUGAAGAUGCAGGAGUGGUCUGUUCAGAACAUGUGCGCUUUGAGAAAGGAACCACUCGUUGUAAUGGCAGAGUGGAAGUCUACCACAAGGGUCAGUGGAAAAGAAUUUGCAAUGACUGGGGCAAGGAAGCAGCUCAGGUGGCGUGCAGAGAAGCCGGCUGCGGCGAUCCUCUCGGUCAGAAUGAAACACCAUAUUUUGGAGAAGCACGUGAACUGUCUGCCAUCAAAACCACUUGCUCUGGAAAUGAGAACUCAAUCUCACAGUGCAAACUUAAAGAUUUCAGAGAAAGCUGUGUUGAUGCUACUGUUGUCUGUGCAAACAGUCAACCCAUUCGGCUGGUGAAUGGGACUAAUCGCUGCUCUGGUAGAGUGGAAAUCUACUAUAAAGGACAAUGGGGAACAGUUUGUGAUGACAAAUGGGGGAUGCAAGAUGCAGCUGUAGCUUGUCGAGAGAUGAACUGUGGGAAUGUUCUCUCAGUCAAGUACAAGGCUUACUUUGGGAGAGGCCAGGAUCAGGUUUGGUUGGAUGAGAUGGAGUGCACUGGUCAUGAAAUGUUACUCGCUGACUGCCCUCACAAAGAUUUUGAAGAACAUGACUGUGACCACAAUGAAGAUGCUGGUCUUGUGUGCUCAGAGACAGUCAGAUUGAUAAAUGGGAGUGACGCUUGUUCUGGCAGAGUGGAGGUUUUCCACGAUGGCCGAUGGGGGAAACUUUGUAGUAAUAACUGGGGUCUUAAAGAAGCUACAGUCAUAUGCAAGGAGCUCAACUGUGGAGCCCCAAAAAAUUCCAAAGACACCUUCUACUUUGGUGACAGCUCACUGCGAGGGCUCACAAGUAGAUGCUCUGGUAAUGUGAACUCUAUCAGCCAGUGUCAACUUCAAGAACACACAGGACCAUGUGAAGGUGUUUCUCUCGCAUGUGCAGGUCAACCACCGCUAAGGCUUGUGAACGGCAUUGACCGAUGCUCUGGCCGAGUGGAGAUUCUGCAUGACGGCCACUGGGGAACAGUGUGUGAUGAUGAAUGGGACUUCAGAGUUGCUGAGGUGGUGUGCAGAGCCAUAGACUGUGGAACACCUCAGAGAGUUAAACUUGGUGCCUUCUUUGGUGAAGGACAAGGAGUGAUCUGGCUGGAUAAUGUCAACUGUCUGGGUAAUGAGACGUCUCUUGGGCAAUGCAGUCAUCGCUCCUUUGGAGAGAAUAACUGUGGUCAUGGUGAAGAUGCAGGAGUGAUUUGUUCAGCUGCCAUUCGACUAAUCAAUGGGACUGACAUGUGCUCAGGAAGAGUGGAGGUCCACCAUGGGGAACACUGGUCACAAGCAUUUAAUGUUAACUGGGGAAUGAAUGAAGCUGCUGUGGUGUGCAGAGAGAUGAACUGUGGAGAUCCUGUCAAGAUCUCAGAGUCAUUUGGUAAAGGUCGAGCUCUGAGAGGGUACGAGAUUCGCUGUAACGGCAGAGAGAGUUCUCUCACGCAGUGCACGUUUAGAGACCAUACCAGAUCUAUAACCGAUGGUACUGAAGAUGCCUCUGUGGUAUGCUCAGGAAACGUGAGAUUAACCGGUGGAUCCACUCGUUGUGAUGGAAGAGUAGAGAUUUAUGACAAAGGCCAGUGGGGGACUGUGUGUGCUGAAUCCUGGGACAUGAAUGAUGCAGCAGUGGUGUGCAGACAGUUGGACUGUGGGAGGCGUCAUAAGCUUAUUCAGCUUGGCCCUGGUACAGGACAGACCUGGAAUGAUCAAAUUGAAUGCAAUGGAAAGGAGCCUACAUUGAAUCAGUGUCCACAAAGACCAGGUCUGGACAGAACCUGUGACACAACUGUAGUUGCCGGUGUUUCCUGCACAGGGAGCUUGGCAGUGCGGUUGGUUAACAGUACUGAUGAGUGCUCUGGGAGAGUGGAGGUACGUCACGGCGAGCAGUGGCACGCAGUAUGUGACACAGACUGGACUCUAAGUAAAGCUGGAGUGGUGUGCGAGCUGCUGGAGUGCGGACGUGCCAUGAAUGCUUCUGGUGCUGCUUUUUUUGGCCAAGGCAGUGGGUCAGUGGUGGAGGCUAGCACUUCUUGUUUCCACAGCGUGACUUCUCUUCAAGAAUGCUCGGUGAAGGGUUUUACAAGAGAAGUCUGUGGGCAUGAACAUGAUGCCGGUGUUCUCUGUGCUGCACAAGUCCGGUUGGUGGGUGGCUCAAGUGAAUGCUCCGGCAGAGUGGAGGUCUUCUAUAAAGGACAGUGGGGAACUGUGUGUGAUGACGAUUGGGAAAUGAGCGAUGCCGAUGUGGUAUGCAGACAGCUUGAUUGCGGUCAUGCCAUUUCAGCACCUCUAACUGCCCAUUUUGGUAGCGGCUCUGGUCCAGUAUGGCUGGAUAAUGUGGGAUGCUCAGGCCAAGAGUCUGCACUUACUCAUUGUUCACACGAUGGAUUUGGAGAAAAUAACUGUGGGCACGAUGAAGAUGCCAGCGUUAUCUGCUUAGGUGGUCAACAGAAGCCCAAAAUCACAAUAAGUCCUGCUGCAGAGGUUAAGUGGGGUGACAAAGUUGAAAUUACCUGCACGCUAGUAACAGAACGCAUGGGUGGGAGAUUUCUCCUGAAAAAAACCCAAGGGUCAUUUCAAAUGGAAAAAUUCUCAGAUCAUGCAUCUGCAACCUUUGUCUUCCCUAAAGUGGACUUAAGCCAAAAAGGUUCAUACUACUGUGAAUAUCAAAAGGUGUUGGCCAGUGAAGUCAUCUACUAUCCUCAAGGAAAUCCUGCUGAUCUUUCCGUUGUAGAGGGUGUGCUGGUCAUGUGUUGCGGGGAUGAGGACCAGCAUGGCAUCAGAGGCAUCUGCACAGCACACAAUAGUGGGCUACUGGAACAAGAAGGCAUAAGUGGACACCAACAGCUUGAAUGCUACUAUGCAAGUAAUCCCACAGAAGGUGUUACACGAAGAGAACAGAGGAUGUGGUCCCACAUAAACUUCACAAAUAAAAAAUGUCACUGAAGGCCACGUGCAAUUCUAUUCUGAGCAUUUUUUAUUUAAAAAAACUGCAUUUCUAGGACUAGCUCUGAGGAAACUUGAAUACAUGAUAUAUUAUCACACAAGUGUGGGUAAAACCAAAGUAAGAAAAAGAACAAAAAACACCUCUUUAACAGGUUUAGUUGGUUAUGGCAAUGUAGUUGUUGUCACUGUUCCUUUCAGAGCUUAAGGAAGUCCUCC